Cylindrotheca closterium is the source of this 696-nucleotide messenger RNA. Lineage: Eukaryota; Bacillariophyta; Bacillariophyceae; Bacillariales; Bacillariaceae. The record is from the annotation of a GenBank genome assembly.
AUGCACCGACUUGCCAUUCUUGUACUACUACUGUCCUUUAUCUUGGACUGCCUUUCAUUCCAAGUACAAAGGCCAUCAUUCCAAAGAUUAUCAACAGAUACCUUUGCAAGGGGCAAGAGUAAAUGGGAUGACUUGAAGGAUGACGAUGAGGAUGAGAAUGUGUACGAUUCGACUCCAAUUGCCCCUGACAUGACAUAUGAGCCUCGAAAUCUGAUGAGGCAAUCCAAGAGCUUUCAGGCGAUUCGGGAAGUCGGUGGGAAAGACACUGUGAACGAUAUAUACAUUCACGAGCCAGGAACCGAUACAUUUUGGUUUAUUGGCAAAAUUGCCCGUGCCGACGUUUCUUUGGAAAAGGCAGUGGCUCGACAAUGGCCCAUGAUUGAACGACAUGGUUGCAAUCUUCGUCCCAUCGAGUUGAUGCCACAUUGGGGGAAAUUACAGUUGUGGGCAGCUCCUGGAGAUUCCGAACUUGAAGUAGCAUAUAACAGACCAUCUUGUGAGUUUCAAAAAAUGGAACGAGAAGUGGAGGGUGCGAAAGCUGUCAAGUCGAGUUUCCUUGGAUUUCAGGGUGAGGCCUAUGAGAAGGAUGAAUAUGGCUUUCGGACUGCGAGAAACGACGAUGGUACACCAGCAAGACCUGAACUCACUGGACCCGGAAUCAAAGAUCUUGCCGAGUUGGAAAAAAUGAGCGAGUAG